AUGAAUAAGUCCCUGCUGGUUACCAGCACCUCUGGAGAUGACGGCAAGAGAAAUCAAUAUGGAGAAGAGAAUGUGGAGAACAGAAAUAAAAGGGACAUAAAGGACCCUGGAAAACACAAGGCCAUCAACAGGAGCAGUACAGAUAACUGGACACUCCCUGGAAAACACAAGGCCAUCAACAGGAGCAGUACAGAUAACUGGACACUCCCUGGAAAACACAAGGCCAUCAACAGGAGCAGUACAGAUAACUGGACACUCCCUGGAAAACACAAGACCAUCAACAGGAGCAGUACAGAUAACUGGACACUCACUGGAAAACACAAGGCCAUCAGCAGGAGCAGUACAGAUAACUGGACACUCCCUGGAAAACACAAGGCCAUCAACAGGAGCAGUACAGAUAACUGGACACUCCCUGGAAAACACAAGGCCAUCAACAGGAGCAGUACAGAUAACUGGACACUCCCUGGAAAACACAAGGCCAUCAACAGGAGCAGUACAGAUAACUGGACACUCCCUGGAAAACACAAGGCCAUCAACAGGAGCAGUACAGAUAACUGGACACUCCCUGGAAAACACAAGGCCAUCAACAGGAGCAGUACAGAUAACUGGACACUCCCUGGAAAACACAAGGCCAUCAACAGGAGCAGUACAGAUAACUGGACACUCACUGGAAAACACAAGGCCAUCAGCAGGAGCAGUACAGAUAACUGGACACUCCCUGGAAAACACAAGGCCAUCAACAGGAGCAGUACAGAUAACUGGACACUCCCUGGAAAACACAAGGCCAUCAACAGGAGCAGUACAGAUAACUGGACACUCCCUGGAAAACACAAGGCCAUCAACAGGAGCAGUACAGAUAACUGGACACUCCCUGGAAAACACAAGGCCAUCAACAGGAGCAGUACAGAUAACUGGACACUCCCUGGAAAACACAAGGCCAUCAACAGGAGCAGUACAGAUAACUGGACACUCUCUGGAAAACACAAGGCCAUCAACAGGAGCAGUACAGAUAACUGGACACUCCCUGGAAAACACAAGGCCAUCAACAGGAGCAGUACAGAUAACUGGACACUCUCUGGAAAACACAAGGCCAUCAACAGGAGCAGUACAGAUAACUGGACACUCCCUGGAAAAACACAGAACCAGCAGACAGAUCGACGUGUAAGAGUGAAAGAUCGAAGGUCGCUUGUUUGGACCAACCGGAUCACAUGAGACCUUGUGGAGUGCUCCCAUUGGUUCACCUAAGAAAAAAAGAG
Molecule: messenger RNA, 1256 nt
Organism: Oncorhynchus keta (chum salmon)
Lineage: Eukaryota; Metazoa; Chordata; Actinopteri; Salmoniformes; Salmonidae
Exons: 3
Coding region: 1-1212 (403 amino acids)
Source: RefSeq, a predicted model, not a curated record